AUGUGCUUCGGUGUAGAUGCUGACUCUCCAUUCCCUCUCCAGCCCUUUCCCUGUAAUAAAUGGGUGGUUUGUGAGCAUUGUCACCCGGGGUCCCGGGCGUCUUCUCCGGCAAUUGAACUCUGUGGAGGUGCCACCGUUAGCGCACUUUCUGGUCCACUUCUGUACGUGUUCCCGGGCACCAGGGGACAAAAGGGCAUAUUGUCCAGUAUUGUACCAGAUCUCAACACCGUCGUGUGGGUCUGGCAGUCACUUGUAAAGCAAGAGACAAAACAGGAUGAUAAGAAAGGGACGAAGAUGGGCAAGAGGUCUCCUGCUGCCACUGUGGCUCCCCAGUGCGAUGAUGCAGAGACCAUUCUUCUGAAAGCGGCCCUGCUCCAGGUCAUAUGCCUUUACCAGAAGGUGGUGCCGCAUGUGGUCAUGCAGUACAACUUCGACUUCAGCAAGCUGCUGAAAGGCAUCACCUCCGAGCAGGGCCUUCGAGAGGAGGUGCCCCCCAUUCUGCAGCACCACAUGCUGCAGGUGGCGCUGGAACUGCCUGCCAGCAAGCUGUUAUGGUUAAAGGCCCAGGAAGGCCCAGAUGCAGAGAUUAUUGGAGGAGAACGAUCUGUGUUUUAUUUACUGAUGAAAAUGUUUGUGACCAGCAGCCAUUUGCAGCUCAAGUUAUCAACUAAACUCCUAAUCACUAAGGUGAGCGCCCUCCUGCCAGCGCGUGUUCGGGCAGUGCUCCGCCCUGGCCCCCUGAGCGUGCACGGCAAGGGUCCGUGUGAUGGUGUCCGUCGUUCUCCACGUCUGUCUGCCCUCAUCAUUCCCUCUCCUCGCCUCUGCGUGUUGAGCUCGUGGGGUGAGGCCACGGCUGAGAGUAUCAGCUCCACUAACAGUUGA
Messenger RNA from Talpa occidentalis (Iberian mole), 882 nucleotides. Its product is annotated as nucleolar pre-ribosomal-associated protein 1-like. NCBI's taxonomy places the organism in Eukaryota, Metazoa, Chordata, Mammalia, Eulipotyphla, Talpidae. Gene Ontology annotation, cellular component: nucleolus. Bases 1 to 882 code for a protein of 293 amino acids. Gene Ontology annotation, biological process: maturation of LSU-rRNA from tricistronic rRNA transcript (SSU-rRNA, 5.8S rRNA, LSU-rRNA); maturation of 5.8S rRNA from tricistronic rRNA transcript (SSU-rRNA, 5.8S rRNA, LSU-rRNA). The transcript is spliced from 6 exons. The record is from RefSeq and is a predicted model, not a curated record.